GAAAUCAUGAAUCCUGUGUAUAGCCCUGGAUCUUCUGGGGUUCCCUAUGCAAAUGCCAAAGGAAUUGGUUAUCCAGCUGGCUUCCCAAUGGGCUAUGCAGCGGCUGCUCCUGCCUAUUCCCCUAAUAUGUAUCCUGGAGCAAAUCCGACCUUCCAAACAGGUUACACACCAGGCACCCCAUAUAAAGUAUCUUGUUCGCCUACUAGUGGAGCAGUGCCGCCCUAUUCUUCGUCACCGAAUCCCUAUCAGACUGCUGUGUACCCAGUUCGAAGUGCCUAUCCACAGCAGAAUCCGUAUGCACAGCAAGGCACUUACUACACACAGCCUUUAUAUGCAGCACCACCCCACGUAAUUCACCACACCACAGUUGUGCAGCCCAACGGAAUGCCAGCAACCAUGUAUCCUGCUCCGAUUCCACCACCGAGGGGAAACGGUGUGACUAUGGGGAUGGUGGCUGGGACUACUAUGGCAAUGUCAGCAGGUACUUUGUUGACAACUCAUUCCCCAACUCCAGUAGCCCCUCAUCCAGUUACUAUGCCCACAUACCGGGCUCCAGGAACACCAACCUAUAGUUAUGUGCCCCCGCAGUGGUGAUCAUCCUGGCAGUCAGUGUUUGAAGAUGGGAGAUAUGCAAUCAAGAAAUUGAGGUUUAAAAGUUGGUGCUGAAGCCCUCAUGCCUCCAACCAGGACUUUUCUUCUGAAUGCUUUCGACACUUGGCUAAACACUACUAAUUCCUGAUCACUGAAGAUUUUCCAGUGCUGCAUAUCUUACAUCUUGGAACUCCAGCAGUUAGUCUUAAAGCAAAAUCCUGUUUUGUGGACUGUCUUGCAAUUUUUUAGCUAAUUAUAAUGAUAAAAAGGGAGUAUAAAUUUAUUCUGAUCCAUAUCUAGUUGAAUGCAUGUUAAAACACAAAAACAAAGCUUGCUCAAUCUACCUGCAGUGACUGAUGCAAAAACCAUCAUAUGCAAAUCCAAAGGAACCGAAAAGUAUUUUACAACUUGUAUCACUAAUGCACUGUUGUAACGUAUGCAGGGUCUUAAAAGGUAGAACCAUAAAAGUGAGUUUCUUUCUAGAAUACCAUAAUACACGUUAGAUAAGUGCUUCAGCCUUUUUCAGGUUGAUGGAGUUGCCAGUUUAAAAGGGGCAUAUUUUUAUUUAAGUGACGUGUUCUUUUCAAAUUCAACUACUAAAUUGGAGUGACUGGAAAAUGAGUCGGACAAGCUGUAGAAAUCCCGCACACGAUUAGUUUCCUUCACACCUUUUCAUUCUCAUUGUAUGGAUUCAGUGUUAUACAGACGUUCUUAAGGGUCGGAAUG
This is a messenger RNA of Apaloderma vittatum (bar-tailed trogon), 1317 nucleotides long. RefSeq names its product family with sequence similarity 168, member B (gene FAM168B). The record is from RefSeq and is a predicted model, not a curated record. The transcript is spliced from 6 exons. The coding region runs from base 7 to 594 and encodes 195 amino acids. NCBI's taxonomy places the organism in Eukaryota, Metazoa, Chordata, Aves, Trogoniformes, Trogonidae.